Molecule: messenger RNA, 3156 nt
Organism: Chrysochloris asiatica (Cape golden mole)
Lineage: Eukaryota; Metazoa; Chordata; Mammalia; Afrosoricida; Chrysochloridae
Gene: ZFR2
Product: zinc finger RNA binding protein 2
Exons: 22
Coding region: 1-3156 (1051 amino acids)
Cellular component (GO): precatalytic spliceosome
Molecular function (GO): single-stranded RNA binding; zinc ion binding; double-stranded RNA binding
Source: RefSeq, a predicted model, not a curated record
AUGCGCGAUUUCAUCGUCGUACGUUGUCAGAAGCGAACACUGCUCAACUUCUAUACAUUACGGCUCCACUGUAGCCCAGACCACACCCUGCUUUAUGGCAGCGUUUUGAUCACCGCCCAGCCACCUGGGCCCCACUCAGCAUCAGGGUACGCUGCAUACCAACCCCACUCCAGCCAGGACUAUUGCUACAACAGCCGGCCCACGACUGCGCCCCUUUACCAGAAGCGUUCAGGCUUAGGACCCGGUACUCCAGUGUUCCCUCAUGAACACAACCCAGGGCUCAGUGAACGUGGACGGGGCCUGGGCGAGUGGACGUGUGCGGAGCAGGGCUCAGUGAACGUGGAUGGGGCCUGGGUGAGUGGACGUGUGCACAGGCUCAGUGAACGUGGACGGGGCCUGGGCGAGUGGACGUGUGCUGAGCAGGGCUCAGUGAACGUGGACGGGGCCUGGGACCUUUAUAGCUACGGGCAGUCGACUGUGGCCAGUGACUAUGAGAACGAGCAGUCACAAUACAGUGCCACCAACUCCAUCUACCAGUCAGGUACCAAAGAAAGCUACAGCCAGGCCAGUGGGGGCUACAGUCAAACCCAGCCUGGGGGGUCGCCUGUGGGCACCUCAGUGUCUAACUGCAUCUACCCAUUGGAGACCACCGCCCUACCUGCUGCCUCAGUGCCCACCAUGCCAGCAUACACCCUGACCUCAUACAACCCCCCUGCUGUCUCCUAUGCAGGACCGGAGUACCCAGCAUGUGAUGGGUCGACGUCUUCAGCCACUGGGCUGCAUUAUCCUCUGCCGCUGCGGGGACCCACUCCACCUCAGCUGCCACCACCCCCACCGCCUCCCCCACCCCCGAAGCCAGCCAACUCAUCCUUGUGGGGCACCCCCGGGAACAGCCCCAGUUCCAGGUUCAGUCCUGCCGGGAGCUUCAGCAGGCCGCCAAAAACCAUCCACUACUGUGAGAUCUGCAAGAUCAGCUGCUCUGGUCCCCAGACCUACCGGGAGCACCUGAGAGGACAGAUGCACAGGAAGAAGAAAGUGGCUCAGAGCACAUGGAGCGAGUCGGACGGCAGCCCACGCGGCGUGCAGGCGAUCCUGCGUUGUGAACUCUGUGACGUGUCCUGCACUGGGGCUGACGCUUAUGCUGCCCACAUCCGGGGGUCCAAGCACCAGAAGGUCUUCAAGCUGCACACCAAGCUGGGGAUACCCAUCCCCUGCGCAGAGCCCGUGCCAGCCAGUCCCAGCCCGGCCCAAGUACCCCGUGCCAGCCAGCCAGCAGUCCCUACUCCCAUGAGCUCCCCCAGCCCCAGUGUCUCACCCAGCAGACUGGCACCCAAGAGACCGACGGCCUCAAAGGCCACCUGCACAGGACCACCCCAGCUGCAGGGCACCCGAAGCCGGCCCGAGGAGGGGAUGCCGGGCCCACCCAAGGCAGAGGGCCCGGGCCACGUCAGCCCCCGGGAGCCCUCCGGGGACUGGCAUGAUGCAGAGCCGGUGGGUCUUGACUACGUGGAAGAGGUGCAUAAUGAGGAAGGGAAGACAGUCCGCUUCCACUGCAAACUGUGUGAGUGUCGCUUCAACGACUCCAAUGCCAAGGACAUGCACGUGCGGGGGCGGCGGCACCGGCUGCAGUACAAGAAAAAAGUGAACCCUGACCUCCCCAUUGUGGCAAAGUCCGGCACUCGGGUCCACAGGCUGCUGGAGGACAAGAUGCGGAAGCAGAGGCAGAAAGAGCUGGCGCGGCGGCACAAGGAGGUCCAGCGCUGGCUCGCAGAGAUGAGACCAGAUCCCAUGCUGCUGGUUGGAAAGCCCAACAUGUCUCCUAGCGCCAGCCACGUGGGUGCCCACGUAGGUUGCUGUCGGCCUGCCAUCGAGUCCAUUCAAGACACUAUCAGGAAGGGUGCUGGCGGCAGCGUGGGGCGGGGUGGCCAUUCCCGGAUGAGCACCUGCGCUGGACCACACCCACCUAUGGGCCGGCCCGGGGUGCCCGCCACGCCCCUCCUGGUGGGUCUGCGUCCCCCGCAACAUGAGGGCCCCCCUGUGGCCCUGACGCCUCUGUCCCAUGACCUGGAUUCAAGACCUCCCCCACAGCUCACGCAGCGGCCUGAGACCAGCGAGGACCGGCAGGUCAUGUGGAAGCACAGUACCAUCUACCCCAUGGAGGAUGAGCUGAUGGCUGUGCAGAGGGUCAUCUCUCACUCGGAGCGCGCCCUCAAGUUGGUGUCUGACUCUCUGGCCCAGGAGCAGGCGGCCAGCACAGAGGACAAGGGCAGUGAGUGCAGCAGCGCAGCCCCUACCACGCGGGUCCUGAAAGGUGUGAUGCGUGUGGGCCUCCUGGCGAAAGGCCUCCUCCUUCGGGGCGACAGGCACGUGCACCUGGCCCUGCUCUGCUCUGAGAAGCCCACACACACCCUGCUGCGUAAGAUCUCCGAACAGCUGCCCAGGCAGCUCCUGUGUGGAAGGAGCCUGCUCUGUCCCCAGGGAGCGGGAGGUGCCCGGGCAGCCGGUGCCCGCGUGGCCCUGCACGAAGAGGCCUGCAUACAUACAUCCUCUCAGGAACCGACUCUCAUGUUUCUUCCAGAAGCGGAGACAGUGAGGCCCGACCCAGUGGACACUCUGAGUCCAGCACGCUGCCUGGAGUCACUGGCUGCCCUCCGCCAUGCCAAGUGGUUCCAGGCACAUGCCACCAGCCUGCAAUCAUGCGUGGUGGUCAUCAGAGUGCUCCGGGACCUAUGCCAGCGCGUGCCCACCUGGGGGGCCCUGCCAGACUGGGCAAUGGAGCUGCUGGUGGAGAAGGCACUGAGCAGCGCCGCAGGACCCUUGGGCCCAGGGGACGCUGUGAGGAGGGUCCUGGAGUGUGUGGCCACAGGGACGCUGCUCACAGGUGGGCCCGGGCUGCAGGACCCCUGUGAGCGCGACCCUACGGAUGUUCUGGACUCGAUGACAACUCAGGAGCGAGAGGAUAUCACAGCCAGUGCCCAGCACGCACUCCGCCUGUUAGCCUUCCGGCAGAUCCACAAGAUCCUGGGAACGGAUCCUCUGCCACCACACAGCAGGCCCAGGGCCCACUUCCGGAAGAGGCUGCGGGAGGUGGGCCAUGCUGAGGAGGGUGAGGGCGAGAGGAAGCAGGUCCGGAGAGGCGAAGAGGAGCCUGCCUGA